This is a messenger RNA of Suillus bovinus, 1383 nucleotides long. RefSeq names its product mitochondrial carrier domain-containing protein. Gene Ontology annotation, biological process: mitochondrial phosphate ion transmembrane transport. NCBI's taxonomy places the organism in Eukaryota, Fungi, Basidiomycota, Agaricomycetes, Boletales, Suillaceae. The record is from RefSeq and is a predicted model, not a curated record. Gene Ontology annotation, molecular function: phosphate transmembrane transporter activity. Bases 102 to 1046 code for a protein of 314 amino acids. Gene Ontology annotation, cellular component: mitochondrial inner membrane. The transcript is spliced from 5 exons.
CACUAUUUCUCUUACUUCGACCUCCGACUCCGGCGCUUGUUCGGAUAGGCUUCAAGGUCUCUCAUAGAUUUCUCGUCUAUAGACUUUUAAAAUAAUAAACAAUGUCGCAUCUAGCACCAACUGGUAAAUGGGACGCAAGGUACAUCGGUCCUGUACCUCAUGACGCUACAUACUAUGCCAAGUGCAUGCUCGGUGGUGUUCUUGCAUGUGGUAUCACUCACGCCGGCCUCACACCUCUUGAUGUGGCCAAGUGUAACAUGCAGGUGAACCCUGCAAAGUACAAGGGCCUCACGUCUGGUCUUGCGACGCUCGUUCGCGAGGAGGGUCAGGCUGGUAUCUGGAAAGGCUUCGGUCCCACCUUUGUCGGUUACUCGCUACAAGGCAUGUUCAAGUACGGUCUCUAUGAAUUGUUCAAGGACCAGUAUAUGAACUUGGCUGGAGAGGAGCUUUCUAACAAAUACAAGCCCGCUAUCUGGCUUGCUGGUUCUGCAUCGGCAGAGGUCUUUGCCGACAUCGCCCUCUGUCCUCUCGAGAUGACCAAGGUCAAGAUCCAAACCAGCCCUACUGGCACAUUCCCCAUUUCAUUUGGUGCUGCCCUUGCGGAGAUGAGCAGGACGAAGGCUGAGACCCGCUACCCCUUCGGCUCCCUUGUUCCUCUAUGGUCUCGUCAGAUCCCCUACACCAUGGCCAAGUUCUGCUUCUAUGAGAAGAUCGUCCAGCUGUUCUACACUCACGUAUUCCCUGAGCCCAAAGAGACGUAUGCGAAGACCACUCAGCUUGGUGUCACUUUUGCUUCUGGUUAUCUAGCUGGUGUUGUCUGCGCUAUUGUCUCCCACCCGGCUGACACCGUAGUCUCCCUCAUGGGCAAGCCCGCCAACAAGGGCAAAAGCAUUGGAGCUAUCGCAUCAGAAACUGGGAUUGUCACACUUGCGACCAAGGGUCUCGGCACUCGUGUAUUGAUGAUUGGUACUCUCACUGGCUUCCAAUGGUGGAUCUACGACUCCUUCAAGGCAUCGAUGGGUCUCGGCACCACCGGUGGCAAGUAGACUAUACUUUUGUACACUGGCAGUUAGUGCCUGUAUGCCCUUUUUUAUUUACUCAUCUAAUUUGCUAUGACAUGAGGACGUAUAAUAGAUGUUCGCCCCUGGCGAUAUAUUACCCGGUUUAUUCCCUCUUGCUACCUCUACCUGGGACACUAUCGGUUUUUUUUCGACAUGCAAUAGAUCACGAUUGUGUUACGACCAAUACCAUACCAUCUUCAUCACACGUUCGAAUUAGCAGACCACCUGAGACAAAAGUUUCAAGGAUGAACGCUGUUGCUUCAAUAACUGUAUUCGAUCGAGAGAAUGAUUCGCAAGUAUAUCGGCUUCUGCGGUGCACAAA